Molecule: messenger RNA, 1422 nt
Organism: Oryza sativa Japonica Group (Japanese rice)
Lineage: Eukaryota; Viridiplantae; Streptophyta; Magnoliopsida; Poales; Poaceae
Source: RefSeq, a predicted model, not a curated record
AUGCCUGGAUGGAUGGUUCGCACGGUGUUCUUGCUCAAUUCGUGGGUAAUCCGGGCGUUGGUAGUAUUCAGCUUCGCAGCGCAUGUCACCAUCAUCUUCUUGGCCGGAGUCCGCCGUCGUAGGGCUAUCGGCUUGCCGAUAACCAUCCUGUGGGCGGCGAACCAGCUGGGCCGGUGGGCCGCGACGUACGCGCUCAGCAAGCUCGCCCUCGGCAGCACGACGCAGGAGCUGGAGCUGGAGCUGGUGACGCUCUGGGGGGCGUUCCUGCUGCUCCAUGCCGCUGGUCCGGACAACAUCACCGCCUACUCCUUGGAGGACAAUGUUCUGUCGACGCGCCAGAACGUAGAAAUGAUCUUGCAGGUAUCAGGAGCAGUAUUUGCCAUGUACAAGAAUAUAGUCCUCAGAAGUGGGUUAGGUACGAUGAUCUGGGUCUCCUCUUUCAUGUUCAUCAUGGGCAUUUUUAAGUAUUGGGAGAGGGCGAAGGCUAUGCUGCUCGCCAACCUAGAGAACUUGCGAAGCUCAAUCAAGAAGAAGGAGGAGGAGGAGACAAGGAGACGACGAAGCUUGAGAAAUAUUUGGCGUCCAAGCAGUUCGAAGCAUGAUAAUGACGAGGAGGCACUGCUGGUUGCUCAUGGCCUGCUCGACAUCACCAAAGGCGCCUUCGUCGUUUCUUCAGUCGACGAGCAUCAAAUCCCUGUCUAUGCUGCCAGGAGACGAGAGAUAUUUCCUAAGAGUGGCUGGGGGAUGAUGUACAAGGUGGUCGACAUGGAGCUCUCCCUCAUGUAUGACAUCCUCUACACCAAGGCGGCCAUGGUGCACACAUGGCAUGGCUACGCUAUGCGUGCCGCCUCUCCGUUCGCCACUUCCGUGGCCUUCAUGCUGUUUUGGUUUGACAGCAAGCAAGGUCAGCGGAUGACCGAUGUUUUGAUCACCUAUUUCUUGCUGGGAGGUACGGUCCUCCUAGACAUCAUAUGGCUUCUCAGAGCAGUGGCAUCAACAAGGACCUAUUCGUUCCUCAAUGAUAGGCCACACUUGUGGGUUCAUCACGCAUUUUUGUGCUCUGGGAAGUGGCGCCUGCUCCGUCGUCUCAUUGUCUCCCUGGAUCCGUCGUUGAUCCUCGCCAAGGAACCAAGUAGCUACAGGAAGUGGUCUGGAAAAAUUGGACAGUAUAACUUGUUACACAAGUACACUCAUGACAAGGACGAAAGGACCAGAGAUUACUUGAGCUAUGUGGAGUCCAUUCUUAUCAUGCACAUCACUACGAAUGUCGUCUUCAUGUACACUGAAUCUGAACAAAAUGCAGAAUCGUCCAAGUCCAAAGACAAUGUGGAGGUGAAUCAAGGCAUUGUCGGAUUACAUGAUAUUCCUUAUCGCGGUGCGACCCACCAUACUACCUGGUCUCAAGCUGCGCAGCCUGUAUGA